Messenger RNA from Strigops habroptila (Kakapo), 12281 nucleotides. It is a transcript of the gene RREB1, whose product is annotated as ras responsive element binding protein 1. Gene Ontology annotation, molecular function: DNA-binding transcription activator activity, RNA polymerase II-specific; RNA polymerase II cis-regulatory region sequence-specific DNA binding. Bases 1072 to 6174 code for a protein of 1700 amino acids. The record is from RefSeq and is a predicted model, not a curated record. Gene Ontology annotation, cellular component: nucleus. The transcript is spliced from 11 exons. Gene Ontology annotation, biological process: regulation of transcription by RNA polymerase II. NCBI's taxonomy places the organism in Eukaryota, Metazoa, Chordata, Aves, Psittaciformes, Psittacidae.
UCAGCAAGAUUAAUAUAAAUAUGUAUAUAUAAAAUAUGUGUGUGUGUGUAUAUAUACAUAUAUCUUGUAUGUACUGGCUUAAAACUGUAAAGCAAAGUGAUUUCAUUUUUAGGAUUAAAAGAAAGUGUCUGUGUAGGUGUGUAUGUAUAUAUGACUGAGAAAAUGUUCAUGUGGAAACACCACUCCUCAAAAGAACACGAAUUUCAGUAUCACAGGUCUGAUUAUGAUACUUCAAUGUUGCUUCUCUAUGUGGGCAUAUAUGAAGGUGAUUAGUCAAGGUCCCACUGGCAAACUUUUGCUGUCCUGCUGCAGAAACUGGGGUGGGUGUGUGCCUGCACAGGCCAUUUGGUUGAUUUUUUUUUUUGUUGUCAUUCAUUUUUCUCUAUGCAACUUGCAACUAAUGUUUUACCCAGGAUUGGGUUGAACCUGUGCAUAAUUCAUACUAGUUUGUUUCAGGCUAACUUUAUGGUAUAUUACAUGUCAAUGAGAGUCAGCAGAAGGAAAUGAGUUUGCCUUUUCAUAUGUGAAUUGUGGGAAGAAUUGUCUGUAUCAUGUGUUUGAUGGCAGUGUGUGAAGUGCUAGCGGUGGAAUUGUUUUUUUGGAAGAGGAGGGUGGUUUUGGACUAGCAACAGACGUUUUUGGCUGGAGAAGUAGCAACUUGAAACUUCAUUUACUGAAGAAACCUGUUCACAAUUUUGUCUGUUUUGUUUUUUGUUUUUUUUUUCCCCAGCGUUCCUGAAAUAAACUUCCUGCAAUUCUUUGCAGUGUGCAGGUGUCCAGACUCCCCUUUACUCAUGGUCGCCUGUGCAGCCUGUCAGGCGACUGAAGGCUGUACCUAAAAUUCUGCCGGCAGUGCAGCACACACUGCAAUGGUCUUGAUAUAGUUACGGUGGACACCUUGUACAGCUACGGGCUGUAGCAUCCCUUCCCAGUCCGAACGACUGAGUAUUGAGUUCCAGGAGUCUACACGUGUGGAGUACUGCCUGGACUAGAAAGAGAAAAGCUGCAGAGAUUGUAAGCUGCUGCUUGAUCCGUGUGGCUGUUGUGCCGAAGAGCAUCAAAACUUGCUGGAUGGAUCCGACAGCUCGUUGCAGAGUAGAGGUGCUAGAGGGUGCUGCUGAAGAAGAGGCUGAAGAGCCAGACGCUACUAUACAUACUACACUAAGUGAGGAGACCAGCAACCAAGGAGAGAGCCACAGUCAAUCAGGGGAUAAAAAUGAAGUUCCAGAGAAGCAGCUGGAAAGCUUAAGCAGCUACCAGGUAUCACCAAGCUCACCAAAUAGUUUGGACGGAGCAGACUUGUCCUCCAUUGACGCCAUGAUGUCAGCAGUGAUGAAUGUGGGGAAGAUUGCUGAAAAUGGCGGGAGCUCUCAAAAUGUCAAAUCCCCCUCAAAGUCUCCUGCACCCAAUCGGAUUGGCAGGAGAAACCAGGAAACAAAAGAAGAGAAGUCUUCCUAUACGUGUCCUCUGUGUGAAAAGAUUUGCACUACACAGCACCAGCUAACUAUGCACAUUCGUCAGCAUAACACUGACACUGGAGGGACAGACCAUUCCUGCAGCAUCUGUGGAAAGUCUCUGAGCUCAGCGAGCUCCCUUGAUCGCCACAUGCUGGUGCACUCAGGUGAAAGGCCUUAUAAAUGUUCAGUAUGUGGACAGUCCUUCACCACCAAUGGAAACAUGCACAGGCACAUGAAGAUUCAUGAGAAGGAUCCGAACAGCACAGCGACCACAACUCCCCCGUCACCGCUGAAGCGCAGGCGAUUGUCUUCGAAACGGAAGUUUUGUCACGAUGCUGAAAUGGACAGAGAGGAGAGGAUACCUGCGAAAAAGGUUGUCGAGGAUGGUCACUCCGGUGAAGGGGAUAAGAAGGCUGAGGAGGAAGUUUAUCAUUGUCCAGUGUGUUUCAAAGACUUUUUUUGCAAGUAUGGGUUGGAGUCCCACAUGGAGACACAUCCAGAUAAUUCACUGAGGUGUGACAUCUGUUGUAUUACCUUUCGUACUCAUCGGGGCUUACUGCGCCAUAAUGCAGUUAUCCACAAGCAGCUUCCCAGAGAUCCCAUGGGAAAGCCUUUCAUUCAGAACAACCCUUCAAUUCCAGCAGGCUUCCAUGACUUGGGAUUCACGGACUUCUCCUGUAGGAAGUUCCCCCGCAUUUCUCAGGUCUGGUGUGAAACAAAUUUGCGAAGGUGCAUCAGUGACUUCCAUCGAUUUAUUUGUGAGAUGUGUAACAAGGCAUUCCCCAUGCUUUCGGCCCUCAAACUGCACACAGAAACUCACCUGUUGGAUCAGGGAAAAGACAAGCACAAGCAACAGUCCGCGAUCCCACCCGGCGAGAACCCAGACCAGAAAGCCUUCAUGGCAUCGUUGGGCCUACAGUACACCAAAGACAUCAAGCCUGUCAAGCAGGAGGACAAUACGCAAGAUGAGGUCCAAGAAAUGCGGCUCAGAGCACUGAAGAGUAACCUACCUCAGGAACCCGGCAGCACCGGUCUGCUCAGCCUCUCUCCUCUGGAAGCUGCCUCUAUGGGAGGGUCAUUUUCAGUCCUUCCCCCUACAAAAGAAAACAUAAAGCUUCUCUCGCUGCAGCCUUUCCAGAAGGGUUUUAUCAUCCAGCCUGACAGCAGUAUUGUGGUAAAACCCAUCUCCAAUGAGUCUGCCAUUGAACUGGCAGACAUUCAGCAGAUCUUGAAGAUGGCUUCUUCCGCUCCUCCUCAGAUCAGUCUUCCUCCCCUUUCUAAGGCACCUUCUGUCCCUGUGCAGUCCAUUUUCAAGCAUAUGCCACCGCUGAAGCCAAAGCCUUUGGUAACACCCCGAACAGUCGUUGCAACCUCUACACCUCCUCCUCUUAUCAGUGCCCAGCAAGCCUCCCCUGGCUGCAUCAGCCCGAGCCUCCCACCUCCCCCUCUGAGGCUGAUCAAGAACUCAGUGGAGUCCUCCUCCAACUCUCACCUCUCCCAGCCAGGAGCCAAAUCGAGCCCUUCCUCUCAGUUGCUCCUCCAACCCAAAGUAGAGCCUUUAACUCAGCAUGAGAUGAAGACACAACUGGAGCAGGACAGCAUCAUCGAAGCUCUCCUGCCUCUGAGUAUGGAAGCCAAGAUCAAGCAAGAGGUCACAGAAGGAGACCUCAAAGCCAUCAUCGCAGGGGCAGCGAACAAGAAAGCCCCAACCAUGAGGAAAGUUUUGUACCCCUGCCGUUUCUGUGACCAGGUGUUUGCCUUCUCUGGUGUCCUGAGAGCUCACAUCCGUUCUCACUUGGGUAUUUCCCCAUACCAAUGCAACAUCUGUGACUACAUUGCAGCUGACAAGGCAGCGCUGAUCCGGCACCUGCGGACGCACAGCGGGGAGAGGCCUUACAUCUGUAAAAUCUGCCACUACCCGUUCACAGUGAAAGCCAAUUGUGAGAGGCACCUGCGAAAGAAGCACUUCAAAGUGACCAGGAAGGACAUAGAGAAGAACAUUGAGUAUGUCACCAGCAAUGCUGCAGAGAUGGUGGAUGCCUUCUGCUCCCCAGACACUGUGUGCAAGCUGUGCGGUGAGGACCUGAAGCAUUACCGGGCCCUCCGCAUUCACAUGAGGACGCACAGCGGUUGCCAGAAGAAGAAGCCGUUUGAGUGCAAGGAGUGUGGCACAGCCUUUUCAGCCAAGAGAAACUGCAUUCACCACAUCCUCAAGCAGCACUUGCAUGUGCAAGAAAGGGAGAUUGAGAAUUACAUCUUAGCAGUGGACUGCAGUGCCCAGGCAAGCCAGACAGACCCUUCUUUAUUGGAGGACAGCACUUACAUGGACCACAAGCCCAUGACGCCUUUCCUGGAGCCACAGAAUGGCUUCUUGCUUGGGACAUCAUCUCAUGUUCCCAUCAAACUUGAACCUGCAGGCAACUUCCCAAUGGAUUUUGAUGAGCCAUUGGAUUUCUCUCAGAAGAACAGAAGCCUGAGUGCUGUGCAAGUGAAGCAGGAGAACCUGUUUGGCUCUUCUCCCGUGUCCUUCUACGACUGUUCCAUGGAGCCUAUUGACCUGUCCAUCCCUAAAGCCCUGAAGAAGGAUAAAGAUGAUGUCCCAUAUGAAGCUAGGAGUCAAGAGUUGGCUGCUUCUGGGAACAGUGAUAAAGCCUAUAACUGUCUGCAGUGUCCUUUGGUUUUUGGUGCCAAUGGGAACUCAGAGAAAAACAGGGGUGUCAGACAUACCCAGCCACUGAAAGGUUCAUUGCAUUUGACUGUCCCAAUCAUUUCCCCGGCUCUCCUUGGCAAUUCUGCCUUGCUGAGACCCUUGAGGCCUAAACCACCACCGCCACCUCUCUUGCCAAAGCCUCCAGUAACUAAAGAGCUGCCACCGCUAGCUUCCAUUGCACAGAUCAUUUCAUCUGUGUCUUCUGCUCCCGCUUUGCUGAAAACGGAGGCUGCAGACACCAGUCCCAAGGCAGUGAGCAGCUCCACUGGGUGUGACAAAUCAGGGAACGCCAAAGCAAAAGUGACAAUCGUGACCACCGUGCAGAGAGACUCCAACCUGCCCAGUGACCUGGCUCAGGCAUGUGAUCCAGAGCCGUCUCCCGCUGCCGAACCUGUGUUGACUAAGAGAAGAGGUAGAAAGAAAGGAACAAAAAAUAAGCCUAAAUUUAGCAGUGGUCUGGAUCUGGAGUCAAGUGGGGAAUUUGCCAGCAUAGAGAAGAUGCUGGCUACCACAGACACUAAUAAAUUUAGCCCGUUUCUGCAGUCCACUGACAAUUUCAAGGAAGAAAGUGGCAGAAAUGGAACAAGUGAGGAUGAGAAGGAAACUGCUGAAGAUAAGCUGCUGAGAGGGAAGAGGAAUGCUUACUCAGACUGCCUGCAAAAUAUCCCCUGUCCUUACUGUCCUCAAGUCUUUCCAUGGGUAAAUUCCCUGCAGCGGCACAUACUCACUCAUACAGACAGCCAGUCUGAUGCGGAGACACUAGCUACAGGAAAUGAAGUCUUGGACCUGACCUCCUGCGAGAAGGAACAGCCAGAGGAAAUAACAGAGCUACCAGCGAGUGAGUGCGGCCCCAAGGAGCAAAAGGCUGACUCCCCUCCGGCAGAAGAGGAUGCCGAAAUAAAAGCGGAUGGAUAUGAAGAGGGCCCUGAGGAAGAUUCUGUAAGUAACAAAAGUCUUGACCUCAAUUUUGCCAGCAAAUUAAUGGACUUCAAGCUGGCAGAGAGUGACCAGAGUGCAGGCAGCAGUACUCAGACUGAAAGGAAACAUGCCUGUGACAUUUGUGGCAAAACCUUCAAGUUUGCUGGCACUCUUGGCCGUCACAAAAAGGUCCACAUUCGUGAGGACAGAAAGGAUGAAAGGAGCAGUGAGGAUGAAAGCAAAAGCAUUCAGGAUAAUGCAGGAGCUCCCUCGAUGCAGGACUCUGGUAUUGAGCAGGAAGAGUCUCCGAUGGACUUGAAGGUAGUGGAGUCUCCUGUGGACUAUGAGGCAACAGGAAAGGAAAAUGAAGAGAGCGAAAGCAUCUCUGAGGGGGAAGGCACAGAGAGAAAGUCCACUGAGAAGAGCAGUGAUGACAAAAAACCAAAGACUGAUGGGGCUAAGAUUACUGCAAAAGCAGACAAAAGAAAGAAAGUCUGUACUGUGUGCAACAAGCGUUUCUGGUCUCUGCAGGAUCUGACGCGACAUAUGCGGUCUCAUACAGGUGAGAGACCUUACAAGUGUCAAACCUGUGAACGGACCUUCACUCUGAAACACAGCCUGGUUCGCCACCAGCGCAUACACCAGAAAGUCAAAACCACCCGAAACCAUGGGAAGGAGAGCGACAAGGAGGAGACGCAGUCAAGGUGUGGAGAAGACAGCGAGAACGAGUCCAGCCACAGUGGUGCCAACCCCAUCUCAGAAAAUGAGUGCGACUCUGCAGGGGGCAUCGGUGGCCAAACGUCAUCCCUCAUGGGGAGCCGAAAAGAGUCCCUGGCCGGCACGGUCCCGGGCCUCUCCCCCAGCAGAGAGGAGAGGCCGAGCGGGCGAGGAGCCGGCACCUGCCUGGUGGAGCCCACCAAGAGCGCACAGAAACAGACCGCAAAAGAGCAGGAGCCUCGGGGCAGCUCGGAGCACGAGAGGCCCUCGGGUUUCAUUCAAGACUUGCUGGAGAUGCACAACAAAAAGUCUCCCAUGAAUCACAUCCUUGCCUCUGCAGACAGUGCGCCUCAGCUCCUGGGGGUCGAAUGACUUUGCUCGGAGGUUGGAGCCGUCCCGGCACGCCAGCCGAUGCCAGCAGAGCAAGGUUUCCUUGGAGUCCUGUUUCGGAAGAGCGACCUACAGCUGUGGGGAGAGUAUGGCAGACUGGAUGCGGUGCCAUAUGCCUUUCAGUAUAAUAAUGCAAGAGACUACAGUAUAUACUGAUUUGAGUGCCUUACUACUUUAUUAGAUCUUUUGGUAUUAUAGAUUUUUUCAAAAAUGAUUUUUUUUUUUUUUUUUUAAUAUUUUAAUGAAUUAUUUGGAGAGGACCUUUUUCAUUUAAGCAUUAAUGUUACCUUUUGUAUUGGUGUGCGUGAGCUUGUUCUUGUAUAUCUGUGAUAGUCGCUGUGUUUGUUCUCUGAGCUGGAAAUGGGGGCAGUGGGGUGGGAGGCCCUUGGAUACCACAGCCAAUAACUGGAAGAAAAAAAUAUGUGAAUUUCAUAUGAAAUAGUCAGAGGAAAUGCAGGCGAGAUGUUGAUGUAUUGUUUUUUCUCAGUAGAUGUUCUUGCAUUUGCCACACGGUGGAGCAUUAAGCCUGUUGCAGGCCUGAACAACGUGGCAGUCGAAGGUGUUCAAAGUGGUUCAAGCCAAAAGCAGGAAACACAACGAAUUUCAACCUCACGCUUGUUUCCACUUUUCAGCAUUAGAAAUGGUCUUCUGAAUCCUAGGGGGUUUUUCUGGCCGUCAUGGACUGAGCGUGUAUGCAGAGAAGAGUUACAUAGCAACGUAACCUAUGGAAAUUAUGCACCCGCUGUUAUAUAUGUUUGAUUUGCUUCAGUAUAUUAUUAUUAUUAUUUUAUUAUUAUUUUAUAAAUCCAUCAGUUCGCUUGUCUCUGCAGUCAGCAGAAACCAAUGGGCAAUAUUUGCCCCCGCAGACGUAUAACGCCGCUUUGGAUCCCCUCUCGAAAUGUUUUUGACUCGACGCUUUCACCAGCUCCUCUUCUUAUGUUGCAGCUCUUCUACUGUACUUUAAAUGAGACCCUUCCUCUGGCCGGAGAGUCAAACGGAGGCCGUUUGCGAGGUAUCACCACACCCGUACAGGCAGGGGAACAUCUCACUCGUGGUGGGGUGCGUGUGCGUGCAUGUGUGCGUGUGUGUCGGGGGGAGGCCCCUCCAAGUGCGUGAGGAAGGCACUGCGAGUGCUGAGGUUAAUCUUGUUGCCAUCACACCGGCGACAGCGCGCGUUACUUAAAAGAGCAAAGUUAUCCCGUCUUCCAGCCGAAAGCAAGCCAGGGAGAACUGCGAGCCUUACCGUCAUCUUGCUACUGUCAUGUUCUAGAGCAAGAAAAUACUACUGGUAAUAAAACUACAGAUAUAAGACAUGUUAAAAAUAAAUAAAAUAAAUUAAUAAAAAAUAAAUUCUUCCUGAGAUUUUGGGGUUGAUGCUUGAAGACUUGAGGUGUGUGUCUAAAUUUCAUAUCAAUAAUUUAACCCCUUUAAUGCUGGCAGCUGGAAUUCCUUCUCCCUAUGGCUCCUGUUGCCGGCAACAGGCGACGCUCCGGCCACCACUAUUGAAGGGGUUAAGCGAAAUGUAUCCUACUGUAGCUGCGCAUUUCUAGGAGUGCCCAGCGUUUUUUGUUGUUGUCCUUGUUGUUGUUGUCCUUGUUGUUGUUUGUUAAUUGUCCUUCAGUCAUGACCUCUGGGACAGACAGAGCCAUAAUAGCAUUGCCGGAGCCUCACUGUGCUAUUCCACCACUGCAGACCCCCAGCCCAGCCCAGCCCACACUGUGACCCCCUCUCCUUUCCCCCCCCUUGCAGAAUCGCUUUUCCUGCUCUCACAAGACAUGGAGGAAGUGGGCCUCGGACCCAGUCUAUAUUAUAUAAUAUAUAUAUAUAUCUAUAUAUAACUAUAUAUUAAAGAAUUCUCCGAAAAUUUCUGGAGACUGAAAUCUCACUGUCCAGAAUGCAAAGAAAGAGAAACGUUCUCGAGUAAUAUUCUUGCAAAUAGAAUAAGAAAAAAAAAAAAUGGUUGAGGUAUAUGAUGUGAUUUCUAUUUUUCUUUUUGUUGUUGUUUUGGUUUUUUUGGUUUUGUUUUUAAUAGGGAUGUUUGAACCAGUUCAGAAACGAAGCUAACGCCACAUAGAGAGAAAUCAGUCACAACCAAUGAUUCAUUUGAAACUCUACCCAGGUGCAUUCUACUUAAUUAAAACCAGUUCACACAUCCCUUAAAUUGUUAUUACUAUUAUAAUUAUAAUAAUAAUUAUUAUUUGGGGUAUUUUUUUUUUUGUUUUUGUCUAUAUUUUGUUUUGUUUUGGGUUUGUUUUUUGUUUUGGGUUGGUUUUUUUUUGCAACUCUCCACACUAAACUGCGCAAUACUGUGGGGGAGAAGCCAUUACUAAACUAUAUGCUGCAGAACGAUGUAGCAAGUAAUUAAUUCCCAGCAGCCUGCCGGGACAUCUGCUAGCAAUAAUCACUAUUGAUUUAAAGCUUUAUUUAGCCUUUAUCUAUAUCCUAGUAGAGUAUAAGGUCUUGCCACAUUUUAUUGACAUUUUUAUUAGUUGAGUUUGACUGAGAACCGUUGCUGUUGUUGGGGUUUUUUUUGUUUCCCCUCCUCCCCCAAUAUUAAACUGUGAAAUUUAUAAUGUGUUUAAACUAUGGGUGAAUCGUAGGCUUUAGUUUGCAUGUUCAGCUAAUUUGUCUCUAUACGAUUUUUGUUUGAAUCUUUUUAUUUUGGUUUUUUUUUUUUUGUUUUUUUUGUUUUGGUUUAUUUUUUUUUUCCUCUCUCAGGGCUUUUACAAAUAACAAAAAAAAAAGAAAGAAAAAAGGAUCUUCUGAAAUUCUUUUGCCUGAGUUGCAAUGGACUUCUUGACAUUGAGAGAUUCAAUCACUACAUUGAGCACUUGACUGUGAAAGCGCAAAAAAAAAACAUACAAAAAAAAAUAAACAAAGGAAAAAGACAAAAAAAAAAGAGAGAACUUUGUUUGAGGCUGUUGUGAAAUAACUUUUGGGGGCUACGUGACAGUCUGAUUCCAUUUUCAGAAUGAUUCGUCAUCUUCUCUCUCCUCUCUGUGUGUCUCCUUUCUCUCUCCUCUCUCUCUCUCCACGAAGGAAGUUUAAUCCUAGUGAUUUCAUCCCAUGCAGGAAACAGUAAUAAAUGUGUAGAAUUCAUAUUUUUCUAAAGGGAACUUAAACUGCUGCUACGAAUUGUGUACAAGACUGGUUUAUGCCACAUGAACAGAGAAUCACACAUUUGUUUUGGUACUUUUAUUCCUCUUUUUAUUCAGUUGUACAGUACUUCCAAAUUCAAAAUAAAAAGUAAAACUUGUUCUGUAUCAAACCAUCUAAGCAAUAAAAUGUUAUAUUUAAAAAUUAUAGGUUACAAAAUGGACGUGGCUCUUCUUGUGGGUUUGUUGUAACUUGCUCUGAGACUUCUUUGCUAGAGGACAACGCACAGAGCUUGUCUGUGCCGGUAGCAUCCCAGUUUCUCUUCCUAAGGCUGAACUGAGUUUGAAUUGGGGAUGAUCAGAGUACUUUGAAAAUGCACAUUCACUUUGACCCCCAUUUUGUGGUAGUCAGUCCCCUUUGAGACGGUGCUUUUCUCUUGGUGCAGGUCCUUAAUGUAGCAACCAGCAGGAAAGUGCUUUGGUGCUGGUUUUCCUGCCCAGGCAUUGGGUCAGGCUUCUCUUCCCUUGAGCCCCAUGAUCACAGAAGUGAGCGUUCUUCCAGCUCUGUGUGGUGAUUAACAGUGUUACCAGUCAUUUUCUGUGUAAAUUAAGUAGGUUUCUGCCAGCAUAGUUUUCUUCUUGCAUGAAUGUGUAUGGAUGUGAAAUCUUCACAAUGUAUUCAAGAGCUACAUGCAGGUAUCAAAAAAAGAGAGAAGUCCUUUGUUUUAGCUUGUCGGAGCUGCCUUAGCUGCAUUUUAUAUGCUUUCCUGUAAAUAAAACACAUUUCACAGGACCCUGAGCCAAAGAUGCAUCUGGUAUCCAGCUCUGGAGGGCAGGGAAUUGCAGCGAAGCUGAAGCAUCCGCAUCUUCCUAAGUCCUGGUGGGGUGGUUCUUUCUGGUAGAGAAAUGAACCAGAUUCAGAAUCAGAGACAUACUCAGGGAGUGAGUGCUGCUGCUUUCGCCCCUCGAGCCUCCUGGACCUUCGUGACACAGGUUACGAUUGCCCACAGCACUUUCUCUGGUGAGGAUCUGUUCCCCCACCACCAAGCAGAGACAGGUUAAAAGCAAAGCAGCCAGCCAGCUCUGCCCCAAACCGAGGGCGUCUGAUGAAGCGGGGCUCGGCGAACGAUCUCUGUGGGCUCAAGGGCUGGAAACAGGAUUUCUAAGGGAGGAAACCUGCAGAAAAUGAUUUUCUUCCCUCUCCCACCCCCUGGCCUGAGAAAUCUCCCCUCCUCCUGUGAGACUGACUGGGAACGUGCAUCCGAAGUGUGCGUGGACCUGUCAUGAGGUGUGGAAUCGAAUGGGAUGAGUUCACAUGACUAGGAAGUGAUAGUGACUGAUUACUUACGAAAUAGAUGAGUUAGCGCUUGGCCAUGGCAGGGUGUAAUCAGUGUCCCCAGCCCUUUGCUCCUUCUACCUCAAUUUAACUGUGACCAUUCCCGAGUUGGGAAUUUUCCUGCUGCUCUUGCCUUUGACAGGGUAACAUCCUGCACGGCAGCUGAACUUUGCUUCUUGUUGGCAUUUCUCUCUUCCUCCUCCUGCCUCUGUUCCUCCCCACACAGAGCUGGCCUGAAACAUCGGGUUAGCAGAGGGAUGGGGAGGUGGUGGUGGUGCCUCCCUGCGUCAUCUCCAACUUGCUGCUUCCCUGCCUCACUCCCUAACGCUUUUUUUCCCAUCUUUUCAAGGUGAAGCUGCAGGUUUAUUCUUGACAUGGGUGGAGAGAGUGGCACAGACCUGUGUUGUACAUCAGGUGUGGAGUCACCCCAGAGCAUUAAGGUUUGGGGAAGACCUAAGUCCUCGCAUCAGGAAGGCGUUUAUUUCCAGAAGUGUGGAGUAUUAACCUGUGGCCCAAGGGGAUGGGCAGGAGCACUGGUUUGAGAUAGCAGGCUUGGGUGAAAACUGGCUGUCCCAAAGCAGGAUGCGGAGCCCAGCUGGAGCAUCUUUUGCAUUUUUACUGCUACUGACAUGCAAACUGGUAAAGAGAAAGGAAUAGAAGUGUUUGUCUCCCAUUAUCCAGCUGUCACAAAGUACCCAGCAUUUGAGGGAUGGGAGGGCUGUAUGAUGAUUUGCUAUAAUACUAUUAACAUAGUGUUUUGCCCUGUAGUGUUGCAAAACAUCUUUCUCAAACAAAAUCAGGUCAUGAUUCCACUAGCAAAGGUGACAAGUUUACUUGAGACCUUUCUUUCUUGAUCAUAAGCCUCCGGUUUAAGGAAUGCCUUUUCUUUAGGAGUUUCUGUAGAGUUACGAGGGGAUUGAAAAUGUCACUUCUGGAAACUCUGGGGCUUGGGACUAUCUGCAAAAGGGAGAUGCCAGACCCCAGCACAGAGUAACUGGCACUUUCUGUAUGUCAAACAGUCCAAGAGAUACCAUCCUUCAUCAUCCACUCUGACAAUGCAGAAAAGGCUGGAGAAGCGCAUCAGACUGUUUGAUCAGGACAUCUCUAACUGCUGGACUGUGGGAAAAUGGGCCCCACUGGCACUUCCCAGACAUGUGUACCUGAGCAGCCAACACCAGGAGGGAAAGUGAGUGAAACCUGUACAGCACACCAGUGUCUGCUGGUGACGUGGGUCACUUGAGCUCUCCAGUACUUUCCCUCUCUGGAUCGUUUCCCCUCGGCCAUGCAGGGCAGAGGCUUGCUGCACCUGUGCUGUGACAGCUGAACGGGCAGUGAGGAAGAUGCUGGGUUUUGCUCUCCAAUCUAUUCAAAUAAGGGAACAGACACUUUUUGACCCUGAGGACUUUGACCCUGACCUCCUUCAUGCCAGAGCGGAGCUGAAUGUUUCACACAACCCAGCCCAAGGUUUGGGGAAAUGAAAUAUCCCUGAAGUGACAGGAGGUUCAGCACAGCCGGGGUUCCUGAGCCAGCAGCUCUGCUGAGGGGUCACACUCUGCUCCUAUGGUUUUGCAGCAGGAAAGACGUUUUGUCCAUGCAGCCCCCUCCCGAGCCUGAAGCGUGUCCUGCAGAUGCAGGGACCUGCACUCAGCGUUUGGUGC